This is a messenger RNA of Beauveria bassiana ARSEF 2860, 489 nucleotides long. RefSeq lists its product as uncharacterized. The record is from RefSeq and is a predicted model, not a curated record. Bases 1 to 489 code for a protein of 162 amino acids. The transcript has 2 exons. NCBI's taxonomy places the organism in Eukaryota, Fungi, Ascomycota, Sordariomycetes, Hypocreales, Cordycipitaceae.
AUGAUUGUAUCGCGGAAUCCAAAUUUCCAACAAUCGCAAACUACUUUCACACUCACACAGUUCUGGCCCGACCCCGACGCCGUGACAGAGCAAAGGGCCGAUCCUUCGCAAACAUGUCAAACUGACCUCGAACAGGUUGAGAAAUGUGCAUCGGAGUUGGAUUCUCUCUCGGGUGGCGAGGAUUACAUCUGGGAUGACGAGACUUUCAGCUGGGUUGACGAGGACGAGACGUACAUGUCUCUUCUUUGCACGGCACACGACCCCAUUCCAAGCCCUGAUGGCGGCAUGAACUGGCGGUCCGAGGCUGGGAUACAAGACGUCAUCAUGGGGGAAGCAGAUACCGACACCAUGGUUUCCACUGACAUUGAAAUGCUCGAUGUCUCGGCAGACCCUUCCUACAUCGACGCUGAGGAGCCUGAAGAAAUGGACUGGGAGCCCUGCCACUGUACUGACGCGGACAAUGACAUUGUCAUGAGGGACGUUCCAUGA